AUGCCCUGGGACCCAGUCUCGGAAAAGAUAUGGGCUAGUUUAGGGGUCAUACGAAAAGAAGUGAGCGAGUCUUUAUCAGACGACUCCAGUCCCCCACCCCCAGUCGCCAGUGCUACCGAUCAUCCUAAAACCUCGCCCUCCAAUCCUGCCUCAUCUUCCGUCCCUUCUGCUCAGGGACCAACCCCGUUAUUGGUCCUUCCUAGUCUUAACGUCAAGACCCCUGAAGGAAGGAAGAAUCGCGCAAUCUGGUGUAGGGCUUUGCUCGAGAUCUCCGUCUUCUUGAAAUGGUAUAAAUUACAACAUCCUCAUAUCGAAGAAUCGAUCAAAUCAAACUAUAUCGUCCCUUUUAAUCUCGUGUCGGCUUACCCCAAGAUCGUCCAAAUGCUAGGAGGGAAUUCGAUCCCGGUAUUUCCAACCAAGUCGACGUGGCAAACCCCGAACGGCAAGCCAGUAGCCUAUGCGGCCUACGCUAAACUAGGGAUCGUCCCGAGCGUGCCAGAUGGGGUGAUCAUCUCCGGCUACGAGGUCCAAGUGCGCACGUUCCCCCACCUGCGUUAUGAGUUCUACGAGGCGCUUCGGGAGAUCCAGAUGAUCCGGGAAAGCCAAUCUUUGGCGGUAUUCUUGGGUAUCGAGGCCAGUCGAGGCGUUGUCGGACUUACCGAAGCUAGAUUGGCUUGGAAUUUGAUCUGCGGUGAUGGCAAAGAUCCUUCCUUUGAUAACAUGGAUCUUACUAGAGAAGAUUUCAUGAUGAACGCGUAUAAUGCCAAAGAAGCCGCUGAGACUAAUCCAGCUGAGAAAACAAAACUUCGGAAUGCGCUCAGGACUUUAGUCGAGGCCAAUCCGACCAAUGAGCUUUUACGAGUCAUCUCAGAUACCGCCAAUAGUGCGGCAGAAGAAAAGGCUAACCCUAUGGACUUGAACAAAGCAUAUGCCACCCUAGGUGAUAUUAUACCCGAAGUGGAUGACGAGAUGCUGUGGAUGGCUUAUACAAUUGGCGUUUCUGAUCAACCUGGUCAGAAAGACGUCUUAAGAGAGGCCCUCCAAGUUAUUGCUAGACACCGAAAGAGUCAACUAAUCGAGUCUCGUUUGGUCGCCGAAAUUAAGGGUGGUAAUGCUGAAAGCGCAAUGGAAAUCGUUCCAUAUAGUCCUCCCCCCGUAUCUUAUGACUUGCCUGCUGGACUCAAUAAUAUUGGAAAUACUUGCUAUUUGAAUUCUUUGCUUCAGUAUUUUUUCUCAGUUCGAGAACUGCGAGAAAUCUUGCUCAGGUUUCCUGAGUUCGAACAGGAUAUCGAUGAGCAUCAGGAGAUGAAGGAAAAGAAAAGAGUUGGAGGUCGGAUCGUCUCGGCCUCUGAAAUUUUGCGCUCCAAGCAAUUUGCCUCCCAGUUGCAAGGCUUGUUCCGAGAGAUGAUUAGCACACCAUUAUCAGCCGUGACGCCGGAGAGAGAGCUUGCAUUUCUUGCGCUAGUUCUAUCGAAAGAUGAGAGCCCGAUGAGUGUGCCAACGACGACGACGAAUGCGAACCACAACUCGUCUGCGAGUACGGAUGCGACGUUAGUGGAUGACCAGCCGGUGAUACUUGGCCCGACCUUCAAUGCGACGCCCUCGCCACCGGCGAAUGUUGCCUCAGCGGGUUCAUCAACCGUCCUAGGCAAACGGAAGAGCGAGAGCAGCGGGUCAGAUGACGGUCAUUCGACCAGCCGGAACCUCAUGGAUGUCGACUCGGUCCCCCCUGCGACCGCUGACAAGGAGCUUAUUGGACCCACUAAGGACCUCGCCAUGGCUGGUAGCUCGCCCAUCUUACCCACCUCCGAACCUGACCCACCUCCUCCACCUAAAGCUACCGCACCAUUGAUCAUCGACCUUACCGACGACUCCAACAACCCUCCUCCUCCUCCUCCUCCUCCCCUUCCGCCCCGUCCGAAUCGGAGCAAAAGUGUGACAGCUAUUGAGAGUGGAUCUCAUAUGAUGUUUGGUCGUCAAAACGACGUCUCCGAGUGUAUGGAUAAUUGUCUCUUUCAGAUCCAGGCCGCUCUUGAUCAGGAGAAAAUUAGGGCCAGUGGAGAGUUUGAUGGGGAUGGAAACCUCGUGAAAUCGUUGUUUUAUGGCAAAACUAGACAAUCCUUGAUGUUUGAAAAUCCGAAAGGGAAAGUGUCAAUCAAGGAAGAACAGUUUGCUUAUUUGCUGGUCGAUGUGGCUGAGGAAGGUCGAGAUCUUUACGAUGGAUUGGAUAAAGUAUUUGAUGAGAGUGAGGUAGAGUUAGAGAAUGGGAAAGCUUGUCGACGAGUGGGAUUGGUAGAGUUACCACCUAUUCUUCAAAUUCAACUACAGAGGGUUCAAUUUGAUAGAAGAACACAUACCGUAUUCAAGUCGAAUGCUCAUCUGAAAUUCGGCCAACGUCUUCGAAUGGACCGGUACUUAGAACCUGAUCCAGAUGACCAAGUAGGACAAGAGAAGAGAACCAAGACCAUUGGGCUGCGGAAAGAGAUUGAAUGUCUGCGCGGCAGGUUAGGAGAACUAACGACGAAUGUGAGUGGAGACAAGCGCACCGCCAGCACAGUCUUACGGGACCUGCAUGGUAUCUUAUCCUCCAGCGCGGAUCCCAGUAGUUGUCCGUCCAGGGCCGGCUCGAGUCCCGGGACUCGACUGGACUUCUUCCACGGCUUAUUAGGCCCCGAGGAGCUCGACUAUCUGGAUGCUGAAGCCACUGCGAUCGACGCGGAGAUCGCGGGUAAUAAAGUGGCCAUCAAGCGUCUUAAAGCACAUGUGGAAGAGAUGUGGAAGGUCGACGAAACCAACGAGAAUGCACCGGCCUCUCGGUCUGAGGAAUUCUCUCCUCCUUCUAACACCACCGCUCAUCUCCCUCCCUCCCUCGAUCACAAUCUUCCCACUAAAUCUUCUACUACGACAACCACGACUCCUACUUCUACUCCCGUUGUUCCGAUGAAUGUCGAGCCUUCUCAGUCCCAUCUCCCCCCUGCUUCUGGGAAUCUCAAUAAAGAUAAAGAUAGGCGGCUUGAGCAGGAUGAUGAUGAUGAGCCGGUUAUCAAAGAUGAUCGGAUAGAUAAACAUCCGUCCUCUUCCUCCUCUCAAACUGCCGAAUAUAUCUUGGUCGGCUUAUUUAUGCAUCGAGGGACGGCACAGGGGGGACAUUAUUGGGCGAUUCAACGACAAUUACCGGAUCGAUUGGAUCGAUGGUUGAAGUAUAAUGACAGCCAAGUGAGCGAGAUCGAUCCGAAGGUCGAAGUGUUCAACGACGACGACGAGCACGCGGACGACGACGAAGAAGAAGGAGGCGAGACAGUCGGAGAACAAAUGGUAGUAGAGGGGCCCAAAGCGCGAGACGAGGAUGAUCAGACCAAGACGCCUCCCUCGACCGAUCUCCAACUUCCUCAUCAAAUCAAACCUUCUUCGUCUGGGUUUCCGGCGAGUAAGAAUCGUCAGAAAAGGACGGCUGAUAAUGCCAAUCCUUAUUGGCUGACGUAUGUGAGGAAAGACCAGCUCAAUCGCUUCCAAAUGGUCCAUCGUAACCUGCAUGCUUUCGAUCCACCCGUCGUCAUCUCCUCCUCUGCUACUCCGCCCGUCCUUUCUUCUUGCUCUUCCUCUUCUUCGGCCCCUCUUCCUCCUGCGACUCUUGUUCCUGCUGAUCCUAUCGUUCUUUCUUGA
Puccinia graminis f. sp. tritici CRL 75-36-700-3 is the source of this 3663-nucleotide messenger RNA. RefSeq lists its product as uncharacterized. Gene Ontology annotation, molecular function: proteasome binding; cysteine-type deubiquitinase activity. Gene Ontology annotation, biological process: protein deubiquitination; regulation of proteasomal protein catabolic process; proteasome-mediated ubiquitin-dependent protein catabolic process. Bases 1 to 3663 code for a protein of 1220 amino acids. The record is from RefSeq and is a predicted model, not a curated record. The transcript has 16 exons. NCBI's taxonomy places the organism in Eukaryota, Fungi, Basidiomycota, Pucciniomycetes, Pucciniales, Pucciniaceae.